Phalaenopsis equestris is the source of this 974-nucleotide messenger RNA. RefSeq lists its product as uncharacterized. Bases 63 to 731 code for a protein of 222 amino acids. NCBI's taxonomy places the organism in Eukaryota, Viridiplantae, Streptophyta, Magnoliopsida, Asparagales, Orchidaceae. The record is from RefSeq and is a predicted model, not a curated record. The transcript is spliced from 7 exons.
CGCAACUCCACUCCAGCUUUUGGUGAUUUAUAUUAAUAACCCAAAGUCUCUUCUGGGUAAGGAUGGAUCUAAAAAUGGCUUCAUCAAUUGUCACUCUUCUUAUCUCAUUAAUCUUUGCUGAUGCAAGGCAUUAUAGCGCAGAGUCUAUGCUGCUCAUGCCUGAAGGAGAUGCGAAAUGCAAUUCAUGUUUGGAGGCUUCAAGGAAAGCUGAAAGAGCAUUAAAAGACAUGAAACUGUUUAAGGAAUUUGAUGUGCUUUCAAGUGAAGUGUGUCAUGUUCUGCCUGAGAAGCUUGAAACACAGUGUUUGGAGCAAUCGAAGAUUCAGAUUCGUCAUACCGAACAAUCAUUGCUAGGAUUCUUACAUGAAAAAAGCCUUUGUAACAUCACAGGUUUAUGUGUUGAGCAGCAGAGGUUGCAGGAUGAAAUCGAAAUUAUUGUGGAGAAUAAUGCAUCUAUGGAGCUGAAAGAUGAAACAGACUGUAUAGCAUGCCGAAGAGCUGUGAAAGAUCUACUCAUGAAGAUGAAACAGCCCAAGAUGAAGACAAAGAUAAUUGAGGCCCUCAUAGACUACUGUGAAGAAGCAGAGGAUAAUGAGCAGCAAUGCAAGCAAACAGUCUACAAGUAUGCUUCUACAGUGUUGAAUAAACUGGAAAGGUUGAAAUCCAAUGACCUGUGCGUUAUGAUGGGAAUGUGUGAUGAAGCUUUUGCGUUGGUGGAUAUAAUGGACUGAAACUGCUCUUUGGAUUUCUUCUUUUCAAUAAGCGGAUAGAAAGCCAGAGAGGCUUAUGAAUCAUAGAAGUUUUGAAUAAAGAGUAAGUAAAAAUGAGCCUCAUAAAUCAAGUAUUGCCAAAAAUACCUUUGUUGAUUAUAUUCUUAUCCAGUGAUCAGCUCCUGUAAAAAUAGAUGUUUGGGCUGAUCUCUCAGCUGUGUGUUCAUGUGGAGUGUCUGAGAAGAAAUGAUGUGUGAUUUUGCA